Selaginella moellendorffii is the source of this 2270-nucleotide messenger RNA. Its product is annotated as mRNA-capping enzyme. Gene Ontology annotation, molecular function: mRNA guanylyltransferase activity; mRNA 5'-triphosphate monophosphatase activity; ATP binding. Bases 186 to 2174 code for a protein of 662 amino acids. The transcript is spliced from 15 exons. Lineage: Eukaryota; Viridiplantae; Streptophyta; Lycopodiopsida; Selaginellales; Selaginellaceae. The record is from RefSeq and is a predicted model, not a curated record. Gene Ontology annotation, biological process: protein dephosphorylation; 7-methylguanosine mRNA capping.
UCCAUCGUGUGUGUGAGUCUCCAGGGAAGUGGUCGAUCGCACAGUGGAAGUUUUGGGCGCUCCGAGAACACCGGAAACUAUCGCGAGGAAGAAGGGCGAAUAUCCUGGAAUUGGAGAUCCUAUUUUUCCCUUGGGCAUUAAUCUAUUUUAGGGUUCCUGGCUUGGGAGGGAUUUAGGGUUUGUGGAUGGAUCUCAACGUGCUGCCAGAGGAGACGGAGGAGGAGGAGGAAUGCCAGGUCGCAUUGCAGGAGGAAAUUGAAGCGGCGGCGGAAGAGAAUCCAGAGGAGGAGGAGGCGGCGGAGGAGGAUGGCCGCGUCGAGACGGGCGUGGAGACGUAUCGGCGGGAGCGCGAGGAACGAAGGGCGAGGCUGAAACGAAAGCUUGAGAACGCUUCUAUACAACCCGAGAAACCCCGCCGGGCUCCAGCAGCUCCAGCUCCGCCCCCACCGCAGCAACAGUAUGCUGCUUCUUCGAUUCCUUUGAUUCCCAAGGGCUGGAUCGAUUGUCCUCCAUUUGGCGAGCCUGUUCUCAGGUUUGUCCCAUCUAAAGUCUUUCUUGGGGAGGCCUACAAUGCUGCCAUAGAGCCGGGGAAGCGAUAUAGCUGGAAGCGUAUCCUACGACAGCACAAGGAUGUUGGUUUGAUAAUCGAUCUCACCAACACGACCAGAUACUACUCCGCGAACGAAGUGACGAGAGCUGGUCUCAGCCAUUUCAAAAUUCCAUGCAAAGGUAGGAACGAAGUCCCUGACGCUGAGGCUGUAAAUACUUUUGUCUAUGAGACACAUCGCUACCUUCAAAGAUCCAAGACCUCACGCGUCCUCGUUCACUGCACGCACGGAUUUAACAGGACCGGGUACAUGAUUGUCAACUAUCUCGUUCGCUAUUGCGGCCUCCCCGUGACUCAGGCUCUCGCAAAAUUCGCCGCUGCAAGGCCUCCCGGUAUCUAUAAAAAGAGCUACAUUCGGAAAUUAUAUGCGCUCUACCACGACCCCACUCCUUUCGCUGCUCCUGCUGUUCCUGAUUGGAAAAGGCUCGAUUUGAAUGGUACCGUCGAUGAUGAUGACGGCGAUGACGACGAGGACGACCAUACGCUAGACCGGCAAGAAAACGCUGCUCCAAUGACAAACGAUGAUGUUCUUGGCGAUGCAAUUUCAAGUGAGGAGCAAAUCGAACUCCAACGAUUGUGUCUGUCGUUGCUUGACCUGGCUUCACAAUCCAGAAACAUGUCUUUUCCAGGCUCACAUCCCGUGUCGCUGGACAGGAGCAAGCUUCAACUGCUGAAACAACAUUACUAUUUUGCAACGUGGAAAGCGGAUGGAACCAGAUACAUGAUGCUCUUACUUUCUUAUGGCUGCUACCUUAUUGAUAGGAAGUUUGAGUUUAGGAGAAUCCAGAUGCGGUUUCCUCAUCCUCGAAAGGACUCUCCUUUGCCCGUGCAUCAUAUGACGCUCCUAGACGGAGAAAUGGUGAUUGACAAACAUCCAGAGACGGGGAAACUGGAGAGGAGGUACCUCAUAUAUGACAUGAUGGUCGUUAACGCCGAGUCACUUGUCAAGAAACCCUUUUCGCAAAGAUUUCAUGGGAUAGAAUCGGACGUUAUAAGGCCCAGACACAAUGACGCGGGCUCAAGUGGCUACCUUUACAAGGAUGAAGAAUUCAGAGUCCGUAGGAAAAACUUUUGGCCCCUUUCGAGCACAAAACUGCUUUUCCAGAAGCUCAUUCCCGGUCUUUCGCACCGAUCAGAUGGACUCAUCUUCCAGGGAUUUGAGAUGCCAUAUGUUUGCCGAACGUCAGAUAGUUUACUGAAGUGGAAGUUUCCCAGUUUAAACUCAGUGGAUUUUUACCUUCAGAGAUCAGGGGAUACUUUUACUUUGUCGCUGUUAGAGAAAGGAAACCAUCAAGUGCUCCCGGGAGCUUCUGUAAGUUUUGAUGACUCGGUUGAUCCCUCGACGCUGGAGAACAAGGUGAUCGAGUGCUCGUGGAACAACGAGAGGCAGUCCUGGGAAUUCAUGCGAUUGAGGCCGGACAAGCCGCUUGCAAACGCGUUCAACACGUAUAGAAAGGUAUUCAAUAGCAUCAAGGACAACAUCACACAGGAAGAGCUAGUUGAGGAGAUCGACAGAACGGUCAAGCUCCCCAUGUACAAAGAAAAGGACAAACAGUUUCUGAAGUAAGUUAAGCUGACUUGUCCGCAGAUGGAGGAGAAACUAUACAUUUAUGUUGUUCAACCAAAAGCUAAGUAGUCAAAAGAAUGGUGUUGAUUACGAUUA